AAUAACUCUGCAGCAACUGAAGAAAAAAGGCUUGAAAAGCGUGCUGCUGACAUGCUAAAACAAGAUGAUGAAGUGACUGUAAAGCUGGAAAAUGCUGCCAUUGAGCGUUCUAAAUCAGUGGACUCUGCAGUUUUAGGGAAAUAUAGCAUCUGGAGGAGAGACAUUGAUAGUGAAAACACUGAUUCAACUAUACGCUUGAUACGUGAUCAAAUGAUAAUGGCAAGGGUAUAUACAAGUCUUGCAAGGAUGAAAAACAAGACUGAUUUGGUCAAUGAGUUGCAGAAUCGGCUCAAGGAAAGCCAGCGUUCUCUAGGAGAUGCAAAUACUGAUUCUGAUCUGCAUCACAGUGCAUCUGAAAAGAUUAAACUGAUGGGCCAAGUGCUGUCUAAAGCUAAAGAGGAAUUGUACAACUGCAACCUGGUCACUGGGAAACUAAGAGCCAUGCUGCAAUCUGCGGAUGAGCAAGUCAGGAGUCUGAAAAAACAGAGCACAUUCCUUAGCCAGCUAGCUGCAAAGACAAUACCAAAUGGGCUUCACUGCCUGGCCAUGCGCUUGACUAUAGAUUAUUACCUCCUCCCACCUGAGAAAAGAAAGUUCCCUCGGAGUGAGAAUCUGGGAAACCCAAAUCUUUACCAUUAUGCCCUCUUUUCGGAUAAUGUUCUUGCUGCUUCAGUAGUGGUCAACUCAGCGAUUAUGAAUGCCAAGGAUCCUGGGAAACACGUUUUCCAUCUUGUUACUGAUAAGUUGAACUUUGGUGCGAUGAAUAUGUGGUUUCUAUUGAAUCCCCCGGGUAAAGCUACAAUCCACGUUGAAAAUGUAGAUGAAUUCAAGUGGCUGAACUCAUCAUAUUGUCCUGUUCUACGUCAGUUGGAGUCUGCUGCUAUGAAAGAGUACUAUUUCAAGGCGGCUCAUCCCACCACACUAUCUGCUGGUUCCUCUAACCUGAAGUACAGGAACCCAAAGUAUCUUUCAAUGCUUAACCAUCUAAGGUUCUAUCUCCCACAGGUCUAUCCAAAAUUGGACAAAAUUCUUUUCCUUGAUGAUGACAUUGUUGUUCAGAAAGACUUGACUGGGCUUUGGUCGGUUGAUCUCCAUGGAAAAGUUAAUGGUGCAGUUGAAACAUGUGGUGAGAGCUUCCAUAGGUUUGACAAAUAUCUGAACUUCUCCAAUCCUCACAUUUCUAAGAACUUUGAUCCAAAUGCUUGUGGAUGGGCAUAUGGAAUGAACAUGUUCGAUCUAAUGGAGUGGAAGAAGAAGGAUAUAACCGGUAUAUACCACAAAUGGCAGAAUAUGAAUGAAGACAGGGUGCUGUGGAAGCUUGGGACUCUACCUCCAGGUCUGAUUACCUUUUACGGGCUGACUCAUCCACUCGAAAAGUCAUGGCACGUGCUUGGUUUGGGUUACAAUCCCAGCAUUGACAAGACAGACAUAGAGAAUGCAGCCGUUGUACAUUACAAUGGGAACAUGAAACCAUGGUUAGAACUGGCAAUGACCAAGUAUAAGCCAUAUUGGACCAAGUAUGUAAAGUACGACCACCCAUAUGUACGCAACUGCAAACUGAGCGAAUGAUGAAUCGUUGGAACAGGCUGAUCAGCAAGCCGGUAUAGCUGGAUUAAAUCUGGUGAAGGCAAGUUCCUGCAAUUGGAAUGUCUUUAAACGAAAGAUUAAACUCUUAGCAGCUCAUCCUCGUUUACUUGCUCACGGAAAAUGUGCUUGUUGUUAGAUGAGGAUGAUGGAGUUGCUAAUUGUAUUCUUUGAACACCCUACUUAAUGUCUAGAUGUAAGAUUUAAUGGGACUUAGGUAUUUAUUUCCUUGUGUAAACUUGUCAUUGUGGUUGUGGUUAUGGGUAGCUAUGAAGUGAGGGAAACGAAUUGAAUAAAUUCAAUACUUUAUAUUCAAUUUA
This is a messenger RNA of Salvia splendens (bonfire salvia), 1904 nucleotides long. Its product is annotated as polygalacturonate 4-alpha-galacturonosyltransferase. The transcript has 4 exons. The record is from RefSeq and is a predicted model, not a curated record. Gene Ontology annotation, molecular function: polygalacturonate 4-alpha-galacturonosyltransferase activity. Lineage: Eukaryota; Viridiplantae; Streptophyta; Magnoliopsida; Lamiales; Lamiaceae. The annotation marks the transcript as partial.